Tigriopus californicus is the source of this 1977-nucleotide messenger RNA. RefSeq names its product growth/differentiation factor 8-like. NCBI's taxonomy places the organism in Eukaryota, Metazoa, Arthropoda, Copepoda, Harpacticoida, Harpacticidae. Gene Ontology annotation, cellular component: extracellular region. The transcript is spliced from 3 exons. The record is from RefSeq and is a predicted model, not a curated record. Gene Ontology annotation, molecular function: cytokine activity; growth factor activity. Gene Ontology annotation, biological process: SMAD protein signal transduction. Bases 428 to 1846 code for a protein of 472 amino acids.
GCACUACUUCCAUUGUUAUUGCUUCAGCGUCCACCCCGCCGAGAAUGAGCCGAGGUGAGGAAGGAGAUUGACUUACUCGUGUCGGAGUGUCCGUGGAUUUCGUUUUCUUCCGAUCCCAACGACUCCUGGUUCACUCGCCGAUUCUAUUCCGACUUCAGGAAAAGGAUAGCAUGAAUACUCACUCACCUACGGACAGAGUUAAUGAGUGAGAGCUGGUGCGGUUUGGGACGAUUGGCGCACUGCCGCUCAUGCGACCACUUGACUAAACUUGCCCUCUACCUUCAUUGUGGAGAGGGUUAUUAAUUUGAGCCCAUGGCCAAGAUAGUUUCAAUCUCGCAAGAGAACCCCACGGCGGUAGUAAUAUUAUACUUCCACUUUCCGAGGAGGUCACUAGUCAAUCAAUCCUCAGUCCUUCUGGAUCAGCAAAAUGGGGAAGAUGAUGAACCACAACUUUCCUCAUCAACACAAUUGCAGUUCUAGUAGUACUGACACCGGGAGCAGCAACAACAAAAAUAACUCCAACACCAGCCAUUGCAGCAACAACAGGGUCUCUCGGAACCUCAUGAAGAAGUGUUCCUCUCUCGCAGUGUUGCUGAUCUUGGUUCAAGUGAGCCAGGCCGAUUACCAAUACAAGCGAUCCAAGACCAAGGUGUCCAGUAUGAGUAAUCUGCCAGCAUUCAACCAUCCCGGAGGAGGAGCCUCCACAAUCCCCACGAGUUACUUCCUGGGGGAACACCCCUCUUUCCUGCAAUCAGGCGGCGGGCUCAGCGAGGGUGGAGGAACGGGCGAAGGUGGCGGAGGUGGAAAGAACUGCUCGUCUUGUGUGGACCGAGAGCUUUUCAAGAACUUCACCAAAGAGGAGAUCCGAGAAAAAAUCCUGAGGAAAUUGGGCAUGGUCAACCCGCCCAAUAUCUCCACCGAGGCGGUUCCUGACCACUUAGUUCGGCAAUUGCUCUCACGGUAUCACCGAGAGUUGGACAUCCAAGGCGAUCAGAACACGGAACGAAUGAAUCAAGAAGAGGACGACUUCCACUUUCAAACCAAGCAAAUCAAUAUCCUGGGCAUCAAGGAUUCGCCAGUACUUCCGGCAUUGGUUCGAGACUUGUGGGACAUUCAAUACUUUCAAGUCCUCACCCCUCAAUUGGAGCGAAGUUGGAGGGACGUAACCAGGGCCCAUUUGUGGGUCCAUUUGCCCGCGGCCCCCUCUUCGGACGACAAAUAUGCGUGGAUCAGUGUGCAUUAUGUGUCCAUUGACAAAAAGAACAAGCCUUUUCUCACCCAGGACACCGUUACCCGAGUCAAGCUUAGACCGGAUCGGGGUGGAUGGAUCGAGAUCAAUGUGUGGGACGUGGUCUCGUUGUGGUUCAAGAAUCCGGACUUGAAUCUCGGGAUCGUGAUCACUGUCAGCACCAGCACGGGUGCUGCCAUUGACAUUGGGAUAUCCGAUCAGCCCCAUACAAUACCGUUUCUCCAGCUAGACAUCAAGGAGGAGUCGGUGAACAAUCGGCGAAAGCGGAACCUCAGCAAGGUCUGCACGGAAGCCGACAAUCCCGGCGAGAAGCAUUGCUGCAUGUGGCCGUUCACCGUUGACUUUGAGAAGGAGUUCGGCUGGAAAUGGAUCAUUUACCCACCCAAGUACGAGGCCAACUAUUGCUCCGGGGAUUGCUCUCUGGGCGUGGGGAUUCCCUCGAACCCGUGGGCCCAUCUCCUGCAACAGGCCAAAGGCAGUCCGUGUUGCGCUCCUCAGAAGAUGUCCGGCAUCAAUAUGCUCUACAUGGACGAAAACAAGAACGUGAUCCUGGGAAAGUUGCCCAACAUGAAGGUAGAUAAAUGUGGUUGCGCAUGAUCAUUCGGUCUUCACCAAGCCCACCCAUCCUGCCACCUCUACCUCUACUCUAUCUGUUGUUCAAUGAGUCGUCUAAGCCAAUCAAUCUUAUAAUAACAACUACUUCAUAAAUAAAGUUUCAAGUCUGACAA